GUCAGCCGCGCCCUAUAAAAGUCCCCCCCGCGCCACGUGACUCCUCUCCGCCCGAUCCUCCAGGCCGCCAUCAUGGACACGAGUCGGGUGCAACCUAUCAAGCUGGCUAGGGUCACCAAAGUGCUGGGCAGGACCGGCUCGCAGGGACAGUGCACACAGGUGCGCGUGGAAUUCAUGGACGACACGAGCCGCUCCAUCAUCCGCAACGUGAAGGGGCCCGUGCGCGAGGGCGACGUGCUCACCCUGCUGGAGUCGGAGCGGGAAGCCCGGAGGUUGCGCUGAAGCCCGCCGCCGGUGGGGUCCUGGAUAUCGAUCGGCUGCGCCGCGGGAUGAACUGGCACCCUUGAAAUAAAGCGUUUGUGUUGUGUGUAA
Messenger RNA from Chinchilla lanigera (long-tailed chinchilla), 372 nucleotides. RefSeq names its product ribosomal protein S28 (gene Rps28). Lineage: Eukaryota; Metazoa; Chordata; Mammalia; Rodentia; Chinchillidae. The coding region runs from base 73 to 282 and encodes 69 amino acids. The transcript is spliced from 3 exons. The record is from RefSeq and is a predicted model, not a curated record. Gene Ontology annotation, biological process: translation; maturation of SSU-rRNA; ribosomal small subunit assembly. Gene Ontology annotation, cellular component: ribosome; cytosolic small ribosomal subunit. Gene Ontology annotation, molecular function: structural constituent of ribosome.